Molecule: messenger RNA, 1260 nt
Organism: Lolium rigidum
Lineage: Eukaryota; Viridiplantae; Streptophyta; Magnoliopsida; Poales; Poaceae
Exons: 3
Coding region: 1-1116 (371 amino acids)
Source: RefSeq, a predicted model, not a curated record
AUGGAGGCGGAGGCGGAGAUCCCCGAGGAAGCGAAGCCGCCGAGGAUGAACCGCAGGCAGUGGAAGGCCGCGAGGGGGAACCGCGAGGACAAGUGGACGAGGAAGGAUCGCCUGCUGCUGGAAGCGAACGCGGAGAAACGCCGCGAGCAGGAGGCCGCGGAGGCGGCGGCGGACGCGGCGGCGGAAGCGGCGAACAAAGAGGACCCGGAGGCCGCCAUCGCGACGCGCUACCGCGAGAGCUGGAUCCAGAUAUUCUCCCGCUCCCACGGCUCCUACGAGGACGCCACCUCUAUUCCACCGAUGCGGUACACCCACGAGCCCCCGCCGCCCUAUACCCGUGUAGGCUAUGCUGAUUCCGUGGUCAUCUUCUCGGUGAAGGUGACACAAGUAAACCAGUGCCUGGAGUGGCCGCUGGAUGUAUACGGCGUCGUUGCUGCGCGGGAUUCAGUAGACCGCAAUCGGAACCUCAUCUUCAACCGCACCAGAGACAAUUGCCAGACGCUCACCCCGGAGGAUGCCUCUCUAUCGUUGACUGGUCCUACCCGUGCUAUCGUGAUCAUUGAUCCUGUCAACUACGAGGUCGAGCUGAAAGUGAAGGGAGACACGCCUUCUCAAGAUAAAUUCCUAAGCCUUCUACUCAUUGAGGACAAGUACUAUGCUUCUGGUGAACCUUGCCAUGGAGUUCACUGCCACACAUACUCUUCUAAGCUAAGCACAGUGGAGUUGACAAUCGGCCAUCUUGCACAAACAGUAGAGGCUACUAUCACAUUUCAGGUCAUCGAGGGAUCCUGGCCAACUCACCAUCAUGGGCGAUUUGUUGCACAUAUGCCUCAUCUCAAUGAUCUGGAGAUGGUGCUGCUUGAUUCUCGGGAUGGCAUGGUGUCUGUCAUGAGUGAUGGUGUGAUUGAGCUUUCACGAUGUGUUGUGCCCGUCGAAGCAGAUGGGGAACUGAAGCUUUGGGUGGAUGCAUGGCAGGGCAAUGACCAGGCUGAUUUUGUUGGCAAAGAUCAAGUAACAUUUGCACCUAGAAAAGCAGGUAGAAGUGAGGAUACGUGUGAUGUUGGGUUUUGUAAGAUGCGAGUCAAUGUUGUUUGGUCUCUUGUUGUGAACUGGUGAUAAGUAGAAAAUCAGUUAGUAAGUGUGUUUCAGCAUAUGUGACUGAUGUUUCUUGUUAUCUAAUGUGUGUUACAGGAACCUAAAAGGUGUACUCUUGCUGUAAAUUAUUACCAUGUAGUAAUAUCCCUCAGAAAUAACCCCGUA